CUUUGGGGCGCCGAGAGCUCGCGGGGGGCGGCGAUUGCUCUGCGGGGGACGCGCCUCGCUCCUUCCCCGUCGCCUUCCCUCCGGAAGAACAUCCUGGGCCGGAAAAAUCCAUCGGGAAAACGCACCUGGCUCGGGAUGCGGCGCCGGGAAGCGGCGGGGCCCGGCGGCGGGCGCUGAGGAUCCCUCUGCAUGUGCCACCACCCCAGGGGACACCCCAAAGUCACCCCAAGGGACACCCCAAGGUCUUGAGGCCACACAGGGAAGCUUCAAGAUGAUCCUGAGGAGAGCCCAGGUCACCUGUGCCAGAAUUGCCUUUGCCCUCUGCCUCCAGCACCUCAUCAGCGCCAUCGAGGUCCCCCUGGACCUGCCGCAGCCCCCCACGAUCACCAAGCAAUCCAUCAAGGAUUACAUCGUGGAUCCCAGGGAUAACAUCUUCAUCGAAUGCGAAGCCAAAGGCAACCCCGUUCCCAUCUUCUCUUGGACGCGGAAUGGGAAGUUCUUCAACGUGGCCAAGGAUCCCAAGGUGUCCAUGAGGAGGAGAUCGGGGACUUUGGUCAUUGACUUCCACAGCGGGGGCCGGCCCGACGACUACGAGGGCGAGUACCAGUGCUUCGCCAGGAACGACUACGGGACAGCCCUUUCCAGCAAAAUCCACCUCCAGGUUUCCAAAUCUCCGCUGUGGCCCAAGGAGAAGGUGGAUGUCAUCGAGGUGGAUGAGGGUGCCCCGCUGAGCCUGCAGUGCAAUCCCCCACCUGGCCUCCCUGAGCCCGUCAUCUUCUGGAUGAGCAGCUCCAUGGAGCCCAUCCCGCAGGACAAGCGCGUGUCCCAGGGCCACAACGGGGACCUUUACUUCUCCAACGUGCUGGCGCAGGACGCGCUGACCGACUACAGCUGCAACGCCCGCUUCCACUUCACCCACACCAUCCAGCAGAAGAACCCCUACACCCUCAAGGUCAAAACCAAGAAGUCCCAUAACGAAACGUCUUUAGGAAAUUCCCCCGCCAUGUACCGCGCCCGAGGGAUCUCAGAAACCACUCCAAGCUUCAUGUAUCCCUACGGAACUUCCAGCAGCCAGAUGGUGCUCCGAGGGGUGGAUCUCCUGCUGGAAUGCAUCGCCUCCGGAGUACCAGCACCGGACAUCAUGUGGUACAAGAAAGGCGGGGAGCUCCCGGUGGGUAAAACCAAGCUGGAGAACUUCAACAAGGCCCUGCGCAUCUCCAACGUGUCCGAGGAGGACUCCGGGGAAUAUUUCUGCCUGGCCUCCAACAAGAUGGGCAGCAUCCGCCACACGAUCUCGGUGAGAGUGAAGGCUGCUCCCUACUGGCUGGAUGAGCCGGAGAACCUGAUCCUGGCCCCCGGCGAGGACGGCAGGCUGGUGUGCCGCGCCAACGGCAACCCCAAACCGUCCAUCCAGUGGCUGGUGAAUGGAGAGCCCAUCGAAUCAUCUCCGCCCAACCCGAGCCGGGAGGUGGCCGGGGACACCAUCGUGUUCCGGGACACGCAGAUCGGCAGCAGCGCCGUGUACCAAUGCAACGCGUCCAACGAGCACGGCUACCUGCUGGCCAACGCCUUCGUCAGCGUGCUGGAUGUUCCCCCCCGGAUCCUGGGCCCCCGGAACCAGCUGAUCAGGGUGAUCCAGAACAACAGGACGCGCCUGGAUUGUCCCUUUUUUGGAUCCCCCAUCCCUACCUUGCGCUGGUUUAAGAAUGGCCAGGGGAACACGCUGGAUGGAGGCAACUACAAAGCCCACGAGAAUGGGAGCUUAGAGAUGUUCAUGGCUCGGAAGGAGGACCAGGGAAUCUACACCUGCGUGGCCACCAACAUCCUGGGGAAAGCUGAGGCCCAGGUCCGCCUGGAGGUCAAAGACCCCACCAGGAUCGUGAGGGGCCCCGAGGACCAGGUAGUCAAGAGGGGCACCAUGCCCCGGCUCCACUGCCGCGUCAAGCACGACCCCACGCUGCGGCUCAUGGUCACCUGGCUCAAGGACGAUGCCCCCCUGUAUCUGGGGAACAGGAUGAAGAAGGAAGAGGAUGGUCUGACGAUCUAUGGCGUGACUGAGAAGGACCAGGGUGAUUACACGUGUGUGGCCAGCACGGAGCUGGACAAGGACUUGGCCAAGGCCUAUCUCACCGUGCUGGCCAUCCCUGCUAAUCGGUUGAAAGAUUUACCCAAAGCACGACCUGACCGGCCCCGGGACUUGGAGCUGACGGAUCUGGCUGAGAGGAGCGUGCGGCUGACGUGGAUCCCUGGCGACGACAACAACAGCCCCAUCACAGACUACAUUGUCCAGUUUGAGGAGGACCGCUUCCAGCCGGGAGUGUGGCACGACCACUCCAGGUAUCCCGGGAGCGUCAACUCGGCCGUGCUGAACCUGUCCCCAUACGUGAAUUACCAAUUCCGGGUGAUCGCCGUCAACGACGUGGGCAGCAGCGUGCCCAGCGAGCCCUCCGAGCGCUACCAGACCAACGGGGCACGUCCUGAAAUAAAUCCAACAGGAGUUCAAGGGGCAGGGACCCAAAAAAACAACAUGGAGAUAACGUGGACCCCUCUGAAUGCAACUCAGGCUUACGGGCCCAACCUCAGGUACAUCGUGAGGUGGCGGCGGCGGGACCCCCGCGGGAGCUGGUACAACGAGACCGUGCGGAGCGCCCGGCACGUGGUGUGGAACACGCCCAUCUUCGUCCCCUACGAGAUCAAGGUGCAGGCCGAGAACGACUUCGGCAGAGCCCCGGAGCCCGACACCUACAUCGGAUACUCCGGGGAGGAUUAUCCCAAGGCUGCACCCACGGAUGUCAGGAUCAGAGUGUUAAACAGCACUGCCAUAGCUCUGACCUGGACCCGGGUGCACCUGGACACCAUCCAGGGACAGCUCAAGGAGUACCGAGCCUAUUUCUGGAGAGACAGCAGCUUGCUGAAGAACCUGUGGGUCUCCAAAAAACGGCAGUUUGUGAGUUUUCCUGGAGACCGCAACCGGGGCAUCGUGUCCCGGCUGUUCCCUUACAGCAACUACAAGCUGGAGAUGGUGGUCACCAACGGCCGAGGGGACGGGCCCCGCAGCGAAAUGAAGGAAUUCCCCACCCCUGAAGGAGUGCCCAGCUCCCCCAGGUACCUGCGGAUCCGACAGCCCAACCUGGAAAUCAUCAACCUGGAGUGGGAUCACCCCGAACAUCCCAACGGGAUCAUCACGGGAUACACCCUCCAAUACCAGCCCUUUAACGGGUCCCGGAUGGGUAGGACGGUGGUGGAGAACCUGUCCCCCAACCAGACGAGGUUCACCCUGCAGAGGUCAGACCCCAUCUCCCGCUACCGCUUCAAGCUCCGCGCCCGCACCCAGGUGGGAGAGGGAGAGACCCUGACGGAGGACUCGCCGGCACUGCUGGAUGAAGAGGCAACUGGGCCACCUCCAACCGCAGUGGAGGAAACCAGUCCUGAAACCAGUCCUGAAACCACUCCUGAAACCAGUCCAACAGUCAGUCCUACAGUCAGCCCUACAACCAGUCCUACAACCACCCCAACCACCACCGACACCACAACCACAACAACCACCACCACAACCACCACAAGCGCCACCAGCACCGCCGCCAGCACCGCCGCCAGCACCAGCGCCGCUGCCGAGAGGGCUCCGGCAGCCACCACCAGGCACGAGUUGGCCGCCAAUGGAUCGUCCAUAUGGGACGUCAGAGCCAUGGCAAACAGUAACUGGGCAAACAUCACCUGGAGCCACAAUUUCUCGGCAGGAACUGACUUUGUGGUUAAGUAUAUCACCAGUAACAAGACAGAGAAAUCAAUCCCCGUUAAGGCUCAGGGCCCGUCCUCGGUGCAGCUGGCGGAUCUGACGCCGGGGAUGAUGUACAAGCUGUGGGUGUUCCCCAUAUGGUCCCACCCCAGCGAGCACUCGUACAUUACCUUUACCACCAGCUCAGCCUACACCAAGAACCAGGUGGACAUCGCCACGCAGGGCUGGUUCAUCGGCCUCAUGUGCGCCAUCGCCCUCCUGGUGCUCAUCCUCCUCAUCGUCUGCUUCAUCAAGAGGAGCCGCGGCGGGAAGUAUCCAGUGCGGGACAACAAGGACGAGCACCUCAAUCCCGAGGACAAGAACGUGGAGGACGGAUCCUUCGACUACAGGUCUCUUGAAAGCGAUGAAGACAACAAACCUCUUCCCAACAGCCAGACCUCGCUGGACGGGACGAUAAAGCAGCAGGAGAGCGAUGACAGCUUGGUGGACUACGGAGAAGGGGGCGAGGGCCAGUUCAACGAGGACGGCUCCUUCAUCGGCCAGUACACGGUCAAGAAGGACAAAGAGGAGACCGAGGGCAACGAGAGCUCCGAGGCCACGUCCCCUGUCAAUGCCAUUUAUUCCUUGGCAUAGCAAAAAUGCCGGGAAAAGCACCCACAGCCCGAGGGGUUCGGAGCGGCCGGGGGUUCCGCCGGCAGCCGCCGCCGCCGCUGCCUCCAACAGGAAAGGGAAUUGAGCAAGGACUGAAAAAAACAAACAAAAAAAAAAUAGAGAAAAAAAAUUAAAAUAGCAAAAAAAUACAAAAAAAAAAAAAAGGAAAAAAAAAAAAAAAAAAAAAUAUUCCAAGCAACGAGGCAGCCCAGGCGGCCGCCAAUGCCAUUUAUCCUUAGCAAACGAGCCAACGGCAAAGGACGCGCGGGGCGGGAGCCGGAGCGGGAAUCGGAGCUGAGCUGGAGCGGGUAGAGGGGAGGAGAUGCUUGAGCUGCUCACCAGUUUGGGCCUGCUCCCCAAUUUGGGCUGCUCCUCAGUUUCGGGGUUACUCCCCCAUUUUGGGGUUGCUCCUCAGUUUUGGGUUUACUCCCCCAUUUUGGGGUUGCUCCUCAGUUUUGGGGUUGCUUCCCAGUUGGGGGUUGCUCUCCAGCUUUGGGGUUGGUCCCCAGUUUUGGGGUUGGUCCCCAGUUUGGGACUGCCUCAGGACCAGUCUGGAGGGGCCCCGUGUUGGGCUCGGCUCCCCAAGGCUUUUUUUUUGUUCUUUUAGGAGGGAGCUCCUACAUUUUGGGUUUAAUUUUUCCAGGAAGGUUCUGGAUCAGAGGGGAAAGAAAUCAAAGGAUUUUGGGGAGGGAAGAGGGGUGAGAGGGGCCUGGGCAGAGCAAAGGCAUGGAAGGAGGGAAGGGGUGGAUUUUGGGGUGAAAACACCGGAUUAUUCAGCUGUCCAUCCUCACGGCAGCACCUUGCCCAUAACCUCUCCCAAAAACCCCUCCUUCCUUAAAAACCUAUGCAGGGAAGAGCAGGUCCCCACCACCUCCCUCAGCACCAGGAUUUGUCCUUGCUGAGGCUGGGAAAACCCACAGGGAGCUCAUCCCCCAUUCCCGUUGAGCUCCGGAGCAUCCCAGGAGGAGAAGAUGUUGUGGAGGGACUUUUGGGAUGUGUGGAAGGACAGGGAAGCGCCUCUCCCCUGCCAAGCCCGGGGUAACAUCACUGCAGAAAAACCUUUUUGGGUUUAAAUUUGCUUUGUAGGGAUUUUGGGGGGCAGCCACCCCCCCACCCCACACCUGCUUUCUUUCCAAGGCAACUCCAUAAAUCCAAUGUAGCAAAGAGGGCCUGGAAGAAGGAGCGGGAUCAGAAUAGGAUGAGGAGACCAAAAUGAGGAACGAAAAAAUAAUCCAAGCAAGCUGCUGAGGAUGGAAAAAAAACCCUGGGAUCAGGUGGAGGAUUCCCUGAAGGAUUCAGGGCCACACCACAAGGAAGGAACACCAGAAUGGAACCCACACCUCCACGGGCACUGGGAUGAACCGGACGCUGUUUUUCCCACUAAACCCCCUCCUCCUUUCUGACAGUGGCCUUUUCCCCCUCCAGCACUCAGCCAAGCCACCGUGGGAUCCCCAUCCCGCCUGGAGACUCCCAGGAUUUCAGUGACCCCCCCUGAGCGCUCCCUCACAUGCCUUACACAGCUUGGGACUUGCCGGGGAGUCACUCCAAGGAUGCUCUUCCCACUCCGCUUCCGCGCCCCCACGGCCUCGGAUCCGCCCGAGCAGUAGGAAUGGGGUAUCUGGGAGCGUUCCCAGCUCUCCCAGCACGGAUCAGGGUAGAAGGCAGGGAUUCCUGACGGACUGCGUCCCGUGAAUCCUCCCACUUCCUGCACUUUUGAAACCAAAGGUACCUUUGCGAAGAGAGAGAGAGAGAUCGAGUUUCUUUCAGAAAAGAUGGAUUUCUGGAUGGAUUUUCCUUUUGUUUCUUUCUUUUCUUUUUUUUUUUUUUUUUUCUGAGGAGGAUGGAGGUUUUUUUGGAUGGGAUGCAAUGGGAUUCACGCAGUUAUUCUUUCUGCUCUGGAGACACGUCGGUGACGGGGAUACUCCCACUGCUACAGAUUGUGGAGAGGGACUUUGCCACAUCCCGAUGGAUCCCAGGAAGAGCCCGGACUGGGCAGACAGGAGAGAUGGAUGCAAAUUAAUCCAAUGCAAAUGCCUUCCUUAAAAUAAUAAUUAUCAUUUA
Pyrgilauda ruficollis (rufous-necked snowfinch) is the source of this 6448-nucleotide messenger RNA. It is a transcript of the gene NFASC, whose product is annotated as neurofascin. Gene Ontology annotation, molecular function: cell-cell adhesion mediator activity. The record is from RefSeq and is a predicted model, not a curated record. Gene Ontology annotation, biological process: brain development; cell-cell adhesion. The transcript is spliced from 31 exons. NCBI's taxonomy places the organism in Eukaryota, Metazoa, Chordata, Aves, Passeriformes, Passeridae. Bases 272 to 4369 code for a protein of 1365 amino acids.